UUUUUUUGAUAUACUUUUUUGCACAUCUGCUGCCAUAGUACGUGAAGCAUUGAUGCUGCUGUGGCGCUUCAACUGGCCCGGCAGGGGGCACUAGCAGUCCAGCUGUUGCUUUAUCCUCUGGAUGAUUUUUUAUGAGUAUUUUAGGGUGCACGUCUGCUAUUUUAUUGUAUUACACUGUGUUUGUUUGUUUUUGUUUUUAAAUAUGAGUGCCAGUUCGACGCUGCCGCUGGCGAGCCUGCUCGUGCUUCUCUUCAGCGCCACGUCCCCCGGCGGGCCGUACGUGAUCCUUAAUUCGGUCUCGUGGGCCGUCACUGACGAGGUGGAAGAAGAGCUGGACGGCGUUUCCAAUGAGGACACCCUGCCGGCCCUCCUGCAGGAGGACACCAGCAACAUCUGGAAGCAGACGUACCCGACCUCGGAGGAGAAGAGCGCGUCGCCCAGAACCCGAGAGCCCCAGCCGAUCCCCCGCACCUCCAGGAUGUUUUCGUACCGGAGGGAGGUGGGAAAAGCAACGGAAUCCCCUACUCCUCCGCCGCCGCCUCCUCCUCUUCCUCCACACGAGGAAGCAGCGCAGAAUGCCCGCUCCCUGGUGCACCGCAGCAUCUGGGGGGUCCUGGCGACCACUGCUACCCAGGAACCGAUCAAAGGCGUACCACUUGGCAAUGUUUUCUGCAUAAGCGAUGGCCUUCCAAACAAUGGCACAGGAAUCCCAUUUUUCUACAUCCCAUUAAAGGACAGCAGUGUCGUGGAUAUGAUAAGCAACCCAAUGGCUACUCUUACUCUUUCUGACCCAGAGGGCAAUUACUGCAGAGAAGAUGCAACAGACCUAGAAGACCUGAAGUGUAACAAAGUGACCUUGAUGGGUAAAAUGGUACCAGUAGAGGGAGAGGAAGUUGAAUAUGCUAAAGACGCUCUGCUUUCCAGACAUCCAGUUAUGAAGAAAUGGCCUUCUGAUCAUUACUGGUUCUUCAUGAAGUUAAAUGUCGAGCACAUCAGGCUGCACAGCUGGUUAAGAGGAAUGUCCUUAAUUUCACCAGACGAAUAUUUUAAGACAACACCAAAUACAACCUAAUCAUCCUUCUUCGCCUUUAAGGUUGAGUGACUCAAAAGGUGGUUUUUCCAUGCAUGUACUUAUGAGUUGGGAAACUGAAAUUGUAUUUUGAAUUAGAUUUUUUUAUUGUGCACAUAAAGGCUGCUUGCCAUUAUUUUAAAAUGAUGCCUCGUGAUGCAAAACAAAAAGAGACCUAGCUGUCUUUCUACUGCCAAAGCUUGUCCUGCUACUUUCAUUUUCAUCAUGAAAACUGAUUGGUGCAUUUACAAUGUACAGUAUGGUUCAAUUCAUAACUUUCUUAGAAGGACUAUUGUUACUACAAAAGCACAAAGGUUUAGAUCUCUGUUGUGUUUGAUGUCAUUUUCAAAAUUUGUGCAGAGUUGUGAAGCAUCAUCAUUUUAAACAACAGUGCAAGAACAACUGGAUGGACUUCCUAUCCAUCAGUUGGCCAGACUCACAGACACUGGGCCAAUUCAUAGUCACUAGCCCACAUGUUUGUGUGUUGGUGGUCUGUAUAAUAAAUUUAUUAUAAACAUUUUUGGCUUCGUUCACACAUCACACUUAUAGAAAGUUUGGUACAUUUUUAAACAAUCAACAUCCAAGGGACCUGAGCCCAACCACCAUAAUGCAAGUGCAGAGAAUCAAAAUUUGAUUGUUAUUAUGCAAACAAGAGUCAGUUGCUUAAGUAUCCUACUCUAGGGCCUUUUCUGGUGAUUGGUGAGAUCAUUUUAUGACAGAUUUACCAUAGAGUGACUGUAACACUACCAGACUUGCCCACAUCCAGGAAUGGAAUGGCUAUCGGGACUGGUGGGCCUCCCUCUCUCAGUGGGGAGUGCUUUCUGGCCAAAUACUAAUAGACAGAUCAGAAGAGUAAAUGAAUAAGCAAGUAAGAGAGAAACGUGACUUGAGUGGGUCGCUCUGCAUUUUCAGUGGAUCUCUCCAAUAAUUUAAGUCUAGUAACUGCUGAGGUGUCCCCUAAAGCCCUAACCUAACCAAAGCAAAGAAGAGGGAAGUGCAAGACAAAGAUAAGAGGAGAGUAUGGAGAAAAUGUCAUUAUGAAAAUCAAACGGGUGAAGUCUGAAAACUAAGGGAAUAAAUAUUUAAAUCACAGCAAUGUGUAAGAAAAUUAGGGAUUUACAAUAUACGCCAGGGACUGCUGCAUAGUCAGAAUGUAAAAGUUUUCAGCUCUGGAGCUCGCUUACUGUGACCAAUUACAGUGACAUCACAUUCAAGUCAAGAUAGUUCAUCAGAACACUGAAAUUAACUGAAAUUUUAAAUGAUUUAUUAAGCUACAACUGCUGUGGUGAAAAAGCAGAAAUACGUUAUUGCCAUCCGGUAUUAAAUGAGAUAGUGUUAUAGUUUUACUGACCUUAUAAAUCCCGUUUAAUUAAAUUUAACACAUUUCAGUCAAAAAAAUCAAGCAGAGUGUGUGUUUUCCUUUUAGCUUGAUUAUGCUUGAUUUUGUCUCUCAUUUUUUUUGGAACAAAAUGGUUGUUCUUCUGUAUUUUCUCACACAAAUGUAUUUUUGAUUGAAUUGUGUGUUACAGUAUAUGUUUUAAUUAAAAUAAAAUUUAUAAAAAUUUAA
Messenger RNA from Polypterus senegalus (gray bichir), 2636 nucleotides. RefSeq names its product cellular repressor of E1A-stimulated genes 2 (gene creg2). Bases 122 to 1072 code for a protein of 316 amino acids. Lineage: Eukaryota; Metazoa; Chordata; Cladistia; Polypteriformes; Polypteridae. The record is from RefSeq and is a predicted model, not a curated record. The transcript has 4 exons.